Messenger RNA from Malaclemys terrapin pileata, 4052 nucleotides. RefSeq names its product EPH receptor B3 (gene EPHB3). The transcript is spliced from 16 exons. Bases 10 to 2979 code for a protein of 989 amino acids. Gene Ontology annotation, cellular component: neuron projection; plasma membrane. Gene Ontology annotation, molecular function: protein binding; transmembrane-ephrin receptor activity; ATP binding. The record is from RefSeq and is a predicted model, not a curated record. Gene Ontology annotation, biological process: protein phosphorylation; cell surface receptor protein tyrosine kinase signaling pathway; axon guidance. NCBI's taxonomy places the organism in Eukaryota, Metazoa, Chordata, Testudines, Emydidae.
GCCCCCGCCAUGGCCGCGGCGCCGCCGCCGCUGCUGCUGCCGGUGCUGCUGCUGCUCCUGCCCGGCGGCCGCCGCGCCCUGGAAGAAACCCUGAUGGAUACGAAGUGGGUGACGUCCGAGUUGGCGUGGACGGCUCAUCCAGAGACCGGGUGGGAGGAAGUCAGCGGUUACGACGAGGCCAUGAACCCCAUCCGAACGUACCAGGUGUGCAAUGUGCGGGAGGCCAAUCAGAACAACUGGCUCCGUACUCAGUUCAUCCAGCGCCAGGACGUCCAGCGAGUCUACGUGGAGCUGAAAUUCACUGUACGGGACUGUAACAGCAUCCCCAACAUCCCGGGCUCCUGCAAAGAGACCUUCAAUCUCUUCUAUUACGAGUCGGAUACAGAUUCUGCCUCUGCCUCUAGCCCCUUCUGGAUGGAAAACCCCUACGUCAAAGUGGAUACAAUUGCCCCCGAUGAGAGUUUCUCCAAGCUGGAGUCUGGCCGUGUGAACACCAAGGUGCGCAGCUUUGGGCCUCUCUCCAAGAAUGGUUUUUACCUAGCCUUCCAGGACCUGGGCGCCUGCAUGUCCCUCAUCUCUGUCCGCGCUUUCUAUAAGAAAUGCUCCAACACCAUUGCUGGCUUUGCCGUUUUUCCGGAGACCUUAACUGGGGCUGAGCCCACUUCUCUGGUCAUUGCCCCAGGGAUCUGCAUCCCCAAUGCAGUGGAGGUGUCUGUGCCCCUGAAGCUGUACUGUAAUGGAGAUGGGGAGUGGAUGGUACCUGUUGGAGCCUGUACGUGUGCUGCUGGAUAUGAGCCUGCCAUGAAAGAUACCCAGUGCCAAGCCUGUGGUCCCGGGACCUUCAAGUCGAAGCAAGGGGAAGGUCUCUGCUCACCCUGUCCCCCCAACAGCCGGACAAGCUCUGGGGCAGCGAUGCUCUGCACCUGUCGGAUCGGCUACUUCCGGGCAGACGCAGACCCUGCAGACAGUGCUUGCACCAGCGUCCCAUCCUCUCCUCUCAACGUCAUCUCCAACGUGAACGAGACGUCGCUGGCGCUGGAGUGGAGCGAGCCCCGGGACUCGGGGGGCCGGGACGACCUGCUGUACAACAUCAUCUGCAAGAAGUGCACCGUGGAGCGCCGGGUUUGCACGCGUUGCGACGACAACGUGGAGUUCGUGCCCCGCCAGCUCGGCCUGACGGACCGGCACAUCUACAUCAGCAACCUGAUGGCGCACACCCAGUACACCUUCGAGAUCCAGGCUGUGAACGGCGUGUCCAGCAAGAGCCCCCACUCCCCCCAGUUCGCCUCCGUCAACAUCACCACCAACCAGGCAGCCCCCUCGGCCGUUCCCAGAAUUCAGCUGCACGGCAGUACUGGCAGCAGCAUGAUGCUGUCGUGGACGCCCCCGGAGAGACCCAACGGGAUCAUCCUGGACUAUGAAAUCAAGUACUUCGAGAAGCAGGGCCAGAGUGACGGCAUCGCGAACACAGUCACCAGCCAGCAGAACACGGUGCGGCUGGAUGGGCUGACGGCCAACUCCCUGUAUGUAGUGCAGGUUCGGGCCCGCACUGUGGCUGGCUACGGCCAGUACAGCCUCCCCGUGGAGUUCCAGACACCUGCAGAAGACGGCUCCAGCGGGAAGAGCUUCCAGGAGUUGCCCCUGAUCGUGGGUUCAGCCACCGCAGGCCUGGUCUUUGUCAUCGCUGUGGUGGUGAUUGCUAUUGUCUGCUUCAGGAAGCAGCGGAGCAGUACGGACUCGGAGUACACGGAGAAGCUGCAGCAAUACAUCACUCCCGGAAUGAAGGUUUACAUUGACCCCUUCACCUACGAGGACCCCAACGAGGCGGUCCGGGAGUUUGCCAAAGAGAUCGACAUCUCCUGCGUCAAGAUCGAGGAAGUGAUUGGAGCAGGGGAGUUCGGGGAGGUCUGCCGGGGCCGUCUGAAGCUGCCGGGCCGGCGGGAGAUCUUUGUGGCCAUCAAGACCCUGAAAGUGGGUUACACGGAGCGGCAGCGGCGGGACUUCCUGAGCGAGGCCAGCAUCAUGGGACAAUUUGACCAUCCCAAUAUCAUCCACCUGGAGGGCGUGGUGACCAAGAGCCGGCCGGUCAUGAUCGUCACGGAGUUCAUGGAGAACUGCGCCCUGGACUCCUUCCUCCGGUUGAAUGACGGGCAGUUCACGGUGAUCCAGCUGGUGGGGAUGCUGCGUGGCAUCGCGGCUGGCAUGAAGUACCUGGCGGAGAUGAACUACGUGCACCGGGACCUGGCCGCCCGCAACAUCCUUGUCAACAGCAACCUGGUGUGCAAGGUGUCGGACUUCGGGCUCUCACGCUUCUUGGAGGACGACCCCGCGGACCCCACCUACACCAGCUCGCUGCGUCUCUCCCCACAGGGUGGUAAGAUCCCGAUCCGGUGGACGGCUCCGGAAGCCAUCGCCUACCGCAAGUUCACCUCGGCCAGCGACGUGUGGAGUUACGGGAUCGUCAUGUGGGAGGUGAUGUCCUAUGGGGAGCGGCCCUACUGGGACAUGUCCAACCAGGACGUGAUUAACGCGGUGGAGCAGGAUUACCGCCUGCCGCCGCCCAUGGACUGCCCCACGGCGCUGCACCAGCUCAUGCUGGACUGCUGGGUGCGUGACCGCAACCUACGGCCCAAGUUUGCACAGAUAGUGAAUACGCUGGACAAGCUCAUCCGGAACGCAGCCAGCUUGAAGGUCAUCGCCACCGUCCAGUCCGGCGUGUCCCAGCCACUCCUGGACCGCACCGUGCCGGAUUACACCACCUUCACCACCGUGGGCGACUGGCUCGACGCCAUCAAAAUGGGACGGUACAAGGAGAGCUUUGUCAACGCUGGAUUUGCAUCCUUCGACCUGGUGGCGCAGAUGACAGCAGAAGACCUGCUCAGGAUAGGGGUGACGCUCGCAGGACAUCAGAAGAAGAUCCUGAGCAGUAUUCAGGACAUGAGGCUGCAAAUGAACCAGACGCUCCCGGUUCAGGUUUGACCGCAGGAAAUUUUGGGACUGGAAUGGACUGAGGGAAUCUGUCGAUAAGAUUCUAGUUUGCGGUGCAACCCGGCUUCCUGUUUCCCCUUUGCGUGGAGCUUCUCGGCCUCUGACAGUCACACGGGAUGGGACACGCCUCCCUGAAUCCAAGGCACUUGGGCCGAGAGGGAGACCAGCCUUGUGUUUGUGUUUGGAACGGAGCCGGCGAUGCAGUCUUCAUAUUGAAGACAGAUUAUCGGAUGAAGACUUCACCCCCUCUUCCUGCCCCAUCUCCGCUGCUCGCAGUGCCGUGGGUUCAGGAGUUGUUCCGCUUCUUGGAUUUCUUUAACCCCGAAGUCGCAAACGUUCUCCUCCUGCUACGCGCCUUUUGGAGACGCUGCGGGCGCUUUCCCAAGCUCUUGGCCUAGCGAGGGAGAGGGGGUUGUGGGGAUACAAGCAUACACAGCAGCUGCACGACCGUGAAGGGCAUGGAGCGGGGUCCAGCCUGGCCUUCUCCUGUGCAGCCCCAGACAAUCAUGUCCCCCUGCUGCCCCCAUACAGGGAUCUGCACUGGAAUGUGUCGGAAGGGAGGGUAUCGGUCCGUUUGGCUCUGGAUGCCGGAAUCUGAACCCAGUGAGAUUACUAUGCAGGGAGUUGGACAUACCAACUCCAGAUCUCUCGUCCCUCUUUGUUUUAUGGCCGAAUCUGGACUGCGGAGAAAGGCCAUCAGCGCGAGUUUGCACAGGGACCAGGGGAGCAAAGGCAGCCUUGCUCCUGCUCAGCCAGAGUUCGGAGAGGCGGCGGGGAGGCCAGGCCGAGCUGACUGAAGAGCCUGGCUUCUCCCCAGUCUCAUGUUUUAUGCAGAAGGAGCGGGUCUUGUCAGAGCGCGGCCAUCUCUGCAGAGCCUCUCCUGACACCCGCUGUGAUUGCUGCCAAAAGACUCUCACUUCUGCUUCUUUGACUCUUCCUGGCCGCUCGGCUCUUCCCGAGCGAGCGGGAGAGUCCCAGCGCGAGCGUGUGUGCGUGCAUGUGUGUGCGUGUGUGCUGGCCGGCUGGGUGAGGGCACGGGCAGAAUAAAGGCAAUAAGAAUUUUA